This is a messenger RNA of Sinocyclocheilus grahami, 1664 nucleotides long. RefSeq names its product chromobox protein homolog 8-like. The transcript is spliced from 5 exons. The record is from RefSeq and is a predicted model, not a curated record. Bases 119 to 1201 code for a protein of 360 amino acids. Gene Ontology annotation, cellular component: chromatin; PRC1 complex. Lineage: Eukaryota; Metazoa; Chordata; Actinopteri; Cypriniformes; Cyprinidae. Gene Ontology annotation, biological process: negative regulation of transcription by RNA polymerase II. Gene Ontology annotation, molecular function: chromatin binding.
ACGUCUGGCUGUGCACGAGAGUAUUAUGGGCUGUAUGGAAUUCUGAAGCUAGAGCAGGCGGACCGGACUCGCGCUCACGGCUAGCUACGCUGCAAGCUAACGGUAGACGAAGGUAAACAUGGAGCUGUCGGCUGUCGGAGAGAGGGUGUUCGCGGCCGAAUCGAUCAUCAAGAGAAGAAUACGACGGGGUCGAAUGGAAUAUCUCGUGAAAUGGAAAGGCUGGUCACCCAAGUACAGUACUUGGGAACCAGAGGAAAAUAUCCUAGACUCGCGCCUGUUCGUUGCCUUUGAAGAGAGGGAGCGUGAGAGAGAAAUAUUUGGACCCAAGAAAAGAGGACCUAAGCUCAAGACUUUUCUUCUAAAGGCCCAAACUAAAGAAAAGGCAAAGUCUUACGAAUUUAGAAAUGAAUCAUUCAGAGGCAUUACAUAUCCCAGUCCAGAGCCUGUAGUAACCCCUAGAGCAAGAGAGGGACUACGUGCUGUAGUUCCCUCAAUUUUCCCUCCCAGCACAGUCAACCGAGGGGAGAGUGUAAGGAUUCCACCUCCAGAACCAAGGGAACAUCGUUCUCCACACUCACCCAGACCCAGCACUGAUGCAUUUACCCUCGCCCCAAAAAAGAGAGGACGGAAGCCCAAAUUACGCUUCACAGAUGGCUAUACAAGCUCCUUAAAUCCAGAGCAUUUAAAAAGAGCAGCAGACGAAACCAUGGCAAGCAUUCCUUCCAAAAUGGCAAAGUUAGGUUUGGGAGAAGAGGAAGAGAGAUGUUCAGAAAUAAGUGGGAGAAUUAAGAUAUCUCACAAGCACAUGGAUGCUACCUAUUCACACAAACAAAACAGAGUUGUUCCAAGCAGGAGUACCCAGCAUAUUUCUCCAGAGUGGAGUUUGCAUUCCAGCAGAGUUAGUGCAGACUUACAGGGAUGCAGGAAUAAUCCACAGACAAGCCACUUUCAUCAUAAACACCUGAAGUACCAUUCAAAACGAAGAAUAUUUGAACAUGCUGAUUCCACCAGCAGACACCCUUCACUUAUUGCCAAAAUUCCAGUGUCACGCAUAUUUGGAGAGCCAGAGGAGGGAGAUGCUUGGAGACCCUCCUUCAGCAAUGUGGAGAAAGUCAUAGUUACUGAUGUGACGUCAAACUUCCUGACUGUAACAAUCAAAGAGAGUAGCACAGAUAAAGGCUUCUUUAAAGACAAAAGAUGAUUAUUUACUGCCACCAGUAUGCUCCUUCCAUCUCUUCAGAAGUCCUUUAUUGUCAAAAAUAUUCAGUGUAUUGUAUAUAAAAAAAAUCUUUUUCCGUUUUCUGUCACACUGAAAUCUGUAUUUAUUGUGAAAUUGCUGCUUUAAGAGAUUUGCAUGCACUAGACACGUUAAACAAAGCCAGAACUGCGUUCAAAUACAUACAGUUCUCAGAUCAUUUGUUGUAAAUAUGUAUUAAUUACAAAUUGUUUACCUAAAUAUAUAAAGUUUCAUUUGUCUCCCAGACGAAUAUUAAAAACGUUUAUGUACAGACCAGGAGUUGACGUUUUGCACACUAGCUGUCAUUUUUGCGUCACAUUACGUUUUCUAUUCUUGUAAUUUACGUUGAUUUUAUUUAGUCAUUUAAUAUUGUCAUUUACCUUGUACACUUGUUGGACGAAACAGCGACUUUAACAAUUUAUGCAAA